Drosophila pseudoobscura is the source of this 2484-nucleotide messenger RNA. It is a transcript of the gene AstA-R2, whose product is annotated as Allatostatin A receptor 2. The transcript has 5 exons. Gene Ontology annotation, biological process: G protein-coupled receptor signaling pathway. Gene Ontology annotation, cellular component: plasma membrane. The coding region runs from base 1031 to 2206 and encodes 391 amino acids. The record is from RefSeq and is a predicted model, not a curated record. Gene Ontology annotation, molecular function: neuropeptide Y receptor activity. Lineage: Eukaryota; Metazoa; Arthropoda; Insecta; Diptera; Drosophilidae.
CAUCCAACAAUCAGUAGAGCGCUGGAAACGAACGCGUGCAGUUUGGAUUUUUGAUUUUUGGCCCAAAUAGUGGAAUCAAUCAAACGAAACAAAAAAUCCAAAUUAAAUUGUAGAUUCUUCUAUCCAUAGUGUUUGCCACAGUGAAAUGAUAGUAUCUCUUUGCCAAUUCUACUGAGGAGAGGACCGCCGGUGGAACGUGUUGUUUGGCAACACGAAAAUUUAUGCCAUUAGUUUUGUCCAUAAAAAGCGAAAACCGUAAACAGAAAACAGAAAACCGAACCGAAACCGGGCCGAAACGGAGAAAGACAUCAUAUUGAAUUUAUGGUAUAGGUGCAGCGUGUCGCUGUCCCCCCACUCGGCAUUGGGGACUGUGCGGAUAUAUAUCGUAUUGUGUCGUAUCGAGGGGCCCGUGCCGGUGCCCGUUGUCAGGGUGUGACACGACACAGUUUUGGGCUGCGUCGGCGCCGACUUGCACGUGGCAGUGCCGUCUACCUUUCGCCGUUGCCGUUGCCUUUGCCUUUGCCUUUGCCAUUGCCUUUGCCGUGGCCUUUGCUUUUGCCUUCUCAAUCGCCAUCUCCUUGCUUGUGUGCUCGUGUCCUUUGGUUGUUGUCUUACCUUGUUACAAUUACCGUUAUCGCUUGCUCUCUGCUCUCCCUCCCAGUGUGGGGUGGGGCGAGUGUGAUUGCCUUUGUCCACCUCGAAACGAAUGAACGAUUCCGACCCGGUCGCCGUGCGGGUGCUCCGUGCAGCAGUAGGGCUCUGAAGGUUCCAGGCUGCUCGUGUCGUGGGAAUACUGCGGAUGAUAAUUGAAUUUUCUUUGCGGCUGCUUUUGUGAAAAUCUCCUAAUUGGAAAUUUGUUAUUUGAAUUCGAUGAACUGUGAAAACGAAACAAAAACUUCAAAUUGAAAUUGCCGCAGCACAAAGGCUAUGGAAAAUUGAAAAUGUCCUCCAACUUCUGUCAUUCCAUCAAAGUGCCAUCAAAGUGAAAUGUAAAAAUCUUUAGAAACACCAAAGGACCUACAAUUGCAAAAUGGAGAACAUAACGAUAUCAUUAUCGAAUAUCACGAACGGCAGUGCCGGGAGUGUCACCCCGGCGCCCUUCUUCUCCGAGGAGGAUCGGAAAUCCAUCGAGGACACUGUCCGCUGGCUGGUGCCGUUCUUCUUUGGGAUCAUCGCCGUGACAGGUUUCUUUGGAAAUCUGCUGGUCAUCAUGGUGGUGGUGGUCAACAAGAACAUGCGCUCGACCACCAAUCUACUGAUCCUAAAUCUGGCCGUAUCGGAUCUCCUCUUCGUGAUCAUCUGCAUCCCGUUCACGGCCACCGAUUACAUCACCCAGCGUUGGCCGUUUGGCAACUUCUGGUGCCGCACCACCCAGUAUCUGAUUGUGGUGACGGCCUUCGCCUCGAUCUACACGCUGGUCCUGAUGUCCAUCGAUCGCUUCCUGGCCGUCGUACAUCCCAUACGCUCCCGGAUGCUGCGCACGGAGCACAUCACCAUGAUAGCCAUCUUUACCCUUUGGACUGUGGUGCUGACCAUCUCCAUGCCGGUCACCUUUGCCCACGAUGUGAUGGUUCACUACGAUAACACUUCCAACAUCACCUAUGCCCUGUGCCGGUUUAAGGAUAACGAUCUGCUGGAUGCCAGCACCUUCCAGCUGAGCUUCUUCAUCAGCACGUAUCUGCUGCCCCUGAUGAUCAUCAGCGGACUGUAUGUGCGCAUGAUCACGCGUCUCUGGCGACAGGGCAGCGGCGUGCGCAUGUCCAAGGAGUCGCAGCGAGGCCGCAAGCGGGUCACCCGGCUCGUCGUGGUGGUGGUCAUAGCCUUUGCCUCGCUCUGGCUGCCUGUGCAACUCAUAUUGCUGCUCAAGGCAUUGGAUGUCUAUGAGGCCGAUAGCCUGCUCUCCAUCAUCAUCCAGAUUUGUGCCCAGACAUUGGCGUACAGCAGCUCCUGCAUCAAUCCGUUGCUCUACGCCUUUCUCUCAGAGAAUUUCCGCAAGGCCUUCUACAAGAUGGUCGGCUCGAGCUGGCUGUCCUUCCUCAUCCAAAAACCCCUGAAUAAUGCAGCAUCAGGAGAGCACCAGCAAGGAGAAAACACUUUCGAAUCUAUUACAGCCAUUAACUGUUCGCCCCGAUAUCAGAACUACACAUCUGAUUUGCCGCCGCCUCGCAAGACGUCCUGUGGCAGGACCUCCACUACGGGAAUGUAAGCGACACCGAGGAAAGCAGUAUCCUGCGAUAUGAUUGACCGACGGCUGACAAUUGAGUGAGGCCAGUGGAAUCGGCUUCUUGAUGAAGUCGAUUGUUGAUCUGGACACAUGUGCCCUUAAUUAGCGACCAAGGGACCAAAGCUAUCAUCGGGCACAGUAUUAUGAGCGCUCUUCGAUUGGCUAGAGUUAAGUCCAUUCUUGUACAUAGCACCGUAGCUUAGUAGAUUGUAUUCGUGUCCUAGAAGGAUAUUAUACUUAUGGCACAGGAAUAUUCGGUG